UAAAUUCAGAACAUUUUCUUCUUUAAUCAUUUUUUUUAAUAUACAUAUUUUUACCCCGUAAGUCGGCAACCGGUUUCAGUUUUAAUUAUAAUUUAAUAAAAAAUGUUCGCAACAAAAAUACGCCACGAUUCCGGAAAAUAUCCUUUUCCUGAACAAAAGGAUGUAAAUUACCGUAUUACUGAUACUGGUUAUGGUAAAAAUAGUGUUAAAAUUAUGCAUGUCGUACGUAAUGGACCGGUUCAUUCAAUACGUGAAUUUGAAGUUGAUACUCAUUUAAAAUUAUACUCAGACAAAGAUUAUAUUGUCGGUGACAAUUCUGAUAUAAUUGCAACUGAUUCCCAAAAGAAUACCGUUUAUUUGUUAGCGAAAAAAUAUGGUGUUAAUUCGCCUGAGGAAUUUGGUAUGAUGUUAUGUCAACAUUUUUUAAAUAAAUACCGUCAUGUCAGUGAAGUGCACAUUCAUGUUGAGGAAUACCCAUGGAAAAGAAUUGGUGAUGAUUGUGCUACCAGUGUCGCUGGCGGCUACAACAAUUCAUCAAAACAUAAUCAUGCAUUUAUUUUAACACCGGUUGCUCGCCGUUAUUGUGAUGUAAUCCAAACUCGUCAAAGUAAUAAACCAACUGUUAUUAGCGGAGUGAAAGAUUUACGUGUUAUAAAAACAACAAAAUCGUCAUUUGUUAAUUUUGUCAAUGAUGAAUAUCGUUCAUUACCCGAUCAAUAUGAUCGUAUUUUUAGUACAAUUGUUGAAUCAAGAUGGGAAUAUUCUCAAACAGAUAAUGUCAAUUUUUGUGCUGCAUUUGAUAAAGUUAAAGAAAUCAUAUUGAAAAAUUUUGCUGGCGAUUAUGCGAUUGGAAUUUCAUCACCGAGCGUGCAACAUACAUUAUAUUUGACGGAAAAAGAAAUUUUAGAUAAUUUACCACAAGUUACCGCUAUUAAAAUGCAAAUGCCGAAUUGUCAUUAUUUCAAUUUUGAUACAUCAAAAUUCCAAAGUGUUACACCAGGAGACAAUAAUGAAGUUUUUAUACCAACCGAUAAGCCAUUUGGCAUUAUUUAUGCUCAAUUGGAUCGUAAAAAUAUGAAUAAAUUAUAAGAGAAAAUGAUAUUAUUGCCACAGUUCACCUACAAUGAAAUAGAAAUUCAACAACUCGAAAACAAUGGGAAAAAAUUCAACGAUUUAACAAUGUCAAAAAAAAGUAGCAAAAAAAAGUAGAUAUAAAAUUUUAUAAAAGCAUUAUUAUCUAAAUAUUGAAAGUUUUAUUUGCAAAUUAUCUUUAAAAUAUUUAUAAUCAAUUAACAUUUUAAAAACAUGUCUACAUACAUAUACCUACAUUUAAUAUAAAAAUUUAACAUAUUACCCGGAAAACACUUAUGUAUGUACAUAUUUCUUAAUCUAUUUCACCAACUGUGCGAUUAUAUUGGAAAACAAUUAUUUUGAAAUAGUUUCUCAUUGUAUUUUGAAGAUUAAUAAUAAUAAAGCAGUCCUUCAACAUCCUUAUACUUUUAAUAGUUAAUAUUAUUUGAUUAUCUUAUGAGUGCAUUAUUAGAUUCAAAACUCUAUAGUCAAUCUAAUCAAGUUAGGUGUUAUUCGGACUCAGUUCAUAUGCGUUUAACAUGUUUUUGUAUAUUUGAAAUAAUUAAACUAUUCAAAUACUUAUUUAUGAGACAAAAUUUAUAUUAAUAUUUGCAUACAUAAUUACUUGAGUGAUUAUAUAUUUGCAUACAAUACUAAGUGAGA
Messenger RNA from Condylostylus longicornis, 1734 nucleotides. It is a transcript of the gene Uro, whose product is annotated as uricase. The record is from RefSeq and is a predicted model, not a curated record. NCBI's taxonomy places the organism in Eukaryota, Metazoa, Arthropoda, Insecta, Diptera, Dolichopodidae. Gene Ontology annotation, cellular component: peroxisome. Gene Ontology annotation, biological process: urate catabolic process; purine nucleobase catabolic process. The transcript is spliced from 3 exons. Gene Ontology annotation, molecular function: urate oxidase activity. The coding region runs from base 103 to 1089 and encodes 328 amino acids.